Phascolarctos cinereus (koala) is the source of this 2040-nucleotide messenger RNA. The record is from RefSeq and is a predicted model, not a curated record. Lineage: Eukaryota; Metazoa; Chordata; Mammalia; Diprotodontia; Phascolarctidae.
UGAUAUGCUUAAAUGGAGGUAGUUGGAGUGGAAACUCUUGCAUCUGUCCCACUGGUUACAAUGGAGAGCAAUGUGAGGAGAAGGACAUUGUGUGCGAGAAUGGGGGCACCUGGGAUGGAAUCAAAUGCAUCUGCAGUGUCCUCUUCUAUGGCACUAAGUGUGAAUUGGUUUCAGACAGCCUUCCCAUAGGAACUCCUCCAGAAGAGGUCAAUGCUACCGUGGGAGUGAAAGUGACUGUGACCAAUAUGGAAUUUACAAAGGACUUAGAAAACACAUCUUCGGAUGCCUACAAGAGUUUCGCUGAACUGUUCAAAACACAGAUGGAUACCAUUUUCCAAAACGUCUCUCACUAUGUUGGUGUGGAGAUCAAGAAGCUUUCAAAUGGCAGUAUACUGGUGGAGUAUGAUGUGAUCCUGUCAACAAGUUUCACCCCAGAUUACAUGACAGAAUUGGAGACUAGUGCAAAGAAGGUAGAGGAAACAAUUACAACAGUAAUCAUUGAGCAAGGAGACACAAACUGCACAGAAAUAUUAUGUUUCAACCCCAACGAGACAUCAGUGGAUGAGCUUAUAGUUUCCUAUGAUCCUCUGGUGGAAUGCCAAGAGACUGCUGGAGAAUUUAAGGAAUUCUUCUACAUUGACUACAAGGACGAAACACCAGAGUGUAUUAACAGAUGCAUGCAAGGCUUCAACUCAUCACUGGACUGCAACCAGGGAAAGUGUCUGUUCCAGCAGAGUGGGUCUCGGAUAGGGCCUCGAUGCUUCUGUUUCACAACAGAUACACACUGGUACUGGGGAGAAACCUGUGACUUCAGCACCAGUAAGAACCUGGUGUAUGGGUUAGUGGGCACCUUAGGGGCAGUGCUGGUGCUCACCAUCGUUGCCCUCUCUGUCUUCAUGUACAUGUCCCGGAGGAAGAUCCAAAGGCAGAAGGCCAGGCUGGAUCAAGUGUAUAAAUGGCAUGAAGAGGAUGGAGGACCAGCUCCUGGGAGCUUUCAGAAUACAGGCUUUGACAUCUGUGAAGAACCAGAAGAUUCUCUUUACAUGGAUUCCACCUACAGUAAUUUCCAGCCCUCCUUAGAUCACAUUGACCCUGAAAAGAAGAUCCAGAUCCAAAGGCCACAGGUGGUAAUGACCUCAGUAUGAAAACUCACAGCUGAAGAAAACCUGUAGGUGGAACCCUACAAGGAGACAAGAAUAUCAUUUGUAAUACUGCCAAGGAAAGAAGUGCCAAAUCCUCAGUUAGUGAGUGGAAGAACAGAGGCCUGGGCUUUGUUGAUGUGAGAUUAUGUAUGCAAAUUGCCUUGUAAACCAUUACUUGCUAUGCAAACUGAAUAUAUAAUUAUUAUUUUUAUGUUUCUUACUAUUAUGGCAUUCUUUUUAUUGAUAUUCCAAGGACACUGUUCUCCCACAAUGUAGGUGCUCACCCAGCACCUCAACGGAGCUUCUGGCUGCAUACACAGAGGAGAGAGAGGACUGCAUGAAGGAUGAAAGAGGGAGGAGGGAGGAGGGAGGAGGGAAGAGAGAAGAGAAAGCACUUUAGAAAAGACAUCACUGUGGUCAUUGCUGACUUCUGACAUUUAGGGGUUGGUUCCCUCGGGGUGGAACUUUUCUCCCCAUUCAGUUACAGUAAAACAGAGAAUUCACAUAUGCAAAUACGUAUAACACUGAGAUCUUUCUCUUUUUCUACAUAUACACAGGCAUAUGCUUAUGUACACACAGAAUCUGCAGUUGAUGGUGUAGAAUAGUCCCAGACUAUGGCAGGAACUUGAGGAUAAAAGGACGAAACAUUUCUGUUGGAUUAACCCAAGGCCCCUUGGGAACAUCAUGGAGCACGUACUAAGCAGACAGCUGACUGUCUCCUGAAGCUUUCAUCUUUCAGGCAGGAGCCUUGGAAGUGGGGUUGAUGCAGAACCACUCUGGUCACCAAUGAUGGAAUGCAUCUCCUCUAGAGCCCAGGACCAGUACUGACCCAUGUCCAGAUAAUAUUCACCCCUAAUAUUUGCAUAUUGCUUUCUGCCUUUUUUUUUCUAAAGGCUUC